AUGUCUUCUCGCCCAGAUCACGCUCUUCCAAAAUUCGCCCAUUGCCCACCAACAAAUAAGAACCUUAACUUUGUUCAUCUCGAGAACCUAGAUUUUUCUCAGUUUGGAAGCGAAUCCGCCCGUCCUCGGUUAGCUGCGAAGCUGUUGGACGGAGCAAGUCGCCACGGCCUCUUUACCAUCUCUGGCCAUGGCAUCCCCGAGGACCUGUAUGAUUCACAGGUUGACCUUGCCCACGCAUUGUUGACGAUUCCACCUGAAGAAAAGCUGGCAUACGAGACAACACCGGAAGAUGAAGCAAGGAGCCGUUACACCGGCUUUAAGGCAUCGGGUAGUCAAAAGAACAAGCAAGGCUUCCACAAGACUUUAGACCACUACAACAUUGUGGCAAACAAUCUCGACAGCCGUAAACAUCCAAGCAUUCUGGUUCCACAUCUUUCCCAGACAAACGAACUCAUCAACUAUUUCCGCCAUCACUUGAUACCGAAGCUUUUGACUCUUGUGUCCAUGAUUCUGGAAGUACCAAAGGAGAAGUUACUAUCAACACACACCUCCAGUUUGGAAGGUGAGCUUUGCUCCGAGUAUUUGCGCUACCUGCUGUACAAUCCACGCCCUGCCGAGGGAACGGGACAACCCCGAGAUCUUUGGCUGGGAGGCCAUACGGACUGGGGUUCAUUCACGUUCCAGUUUUCCCAGCCUGUUUCGGCGUUACAAAUCCUACUGCCGUCAGGGCAGUGGAAAUGGGUCCAAUAUUUGCCCGGGGCCCUCGUCGUUAAUGUCGGCGAGGCCUUGGAGCUUCUAACCGGUGGAAUCUUUCGAGCGGCGGUGCAUAGAGCUGUCAAACCCCCGCCAGAUCAAGAGAGAGCAAAACGGGUCGGCAUCAUCUACUUUGCCAGGCCUCCUGAUGGCUUAAAGCUUGAGGCUAUCGAUAGCCCUGUUCUUCGAAAAUCUGGUCGUGCUCAGCCACCGAACCAGAACGUAUAUACAAUGUCACAGUACUUGCAUGCAAGAAACCAUGGAUACAAGAGGCUGGAAUUCACGAAGGUCACGAUUGUGAGGGAUGAUAGCGAGUCCUCUGAUGGCUCAGGGCUGUCACAAAUAGGUCGCGAAGACACGUAG
Colletotrichum destructivum is the source of this 1116-nucleotide messenger RNA. RefSeq names its product Putative non-hem dioxygenase domain, isopenicillin N synthase-like superfamily. The transcript has a single exon. Gene Ontology annotation, molecular function: 2-oxoglutarate-dependent dioxygenase activity. NCBI's taxonomy places the organism in Eukaryota, Fungi, Ascomycota, Sordariomycetes, Glomerellales, Glomerellaceae. The record is from RefSeq and is a predicted model, not a curated record. The coding region runs from base 1 to 1116 and encodes 371 amino acids.